AUGCCUUCAUUUAAUUCCACAUCAAAAGCGCUUUCGCGCUUGGUAUCGCAUCGGAAUUUAUCCCCAAGUCGGUUGUUAAAAUGUUCGGAUUAUAAUAAGAUUCGGUGUUUUUAUAGCGUUGCUGGCGCUGGUGCAUCGUCGUGCUCCAAUAAGAAACAGAUGGCCUCUUAUUUACCGGAAUUUCGAAUUUCGAAUAAUACUGUUAUGAUUCAGAAAAGAGGAUUUUUGGGCUGUGGUGAUGGUGAAGAGGGGAAUAUGUUAUCCAAAGUAUAUGAGGAAAGACGUGUUUUGGGAUACUCUCCUGAGCAAUUAUAUGCUGUCGUUGCUGCUGUUGACUUAUAUGAAGAUUUUCUUCCCUGGUGUCAGCGAUCAGAGAUCAUUAGGCGCCAUCCAGAUGGAUCUUUGGAUGCUGAACUAGAAAUUGGAUUCAAAUUUCUCAAUGAAAGUUAUGUGUCCCAUGUGGAGUUGAACAAAUCAAAAUCUGUAAAGACAACUUCAUCCCAAAGUAGCCUUUUUGAUCAUUUGAUCAAUGUCUGGGAAUUUAAUCUGGGACCUGUUCCAGGAACCUGCAAUCUUUAUUUCUUGGUGGACUUUAAGUUCCAGUCACCAUUAUAUCGACAGAUGGCGAAUAUGUUCCUCAAGGAAGUGGUAUCCCAUCUUGUUGGUUCUUUUAAUGAUCGAUGUCAUUUGAUAUACGGACCUGGGAUCCCAGUUCAUGAAAUUUUGUGCCCUUUAAACGUCUGGCAUUGGCAUAUCAGAUUUGAAGGUCGAAAGGCACUGACUUGGCAGACCCGAAAAGCGUUACUGUAG
This is a messenger RNA of Fraxinus pennsylvanica, 810 nucleotides long. The record is from the annotation of a GenBank genome assembly. Lineage: Eukaryota; Viridiplantae; Streptophyta; Magnoliopsida; Lamiales; Oleaceae.